GCUACUAGCUACGUAGAAACGGAAGUAACUAGCAAUUCGAAAAGAAGUAGCUAGCUAGCUAGCAUCCUCAAACACUUCACAUAAAAAAUGCCGGAGUUAGCGGUAGAAAAUGUGGUUGUCCAUCCACUUGUGUUGCUCAGCGUGGUGGAUCAUUUUAAUAGGUAUGUAAUUAAUAAUAUAUCUGUUUGGAAAUCACAUCCAUUCGCUACCUCUUUGCUAGGUUGCCACUUUUUGUACGAGAUGAUGAUGUUGCAGCCAGGCUUAGCUUGCUCGUUAGCUGGCCAGCUAACCUGCUGAGUCAGAAACCCAUUUGAAGCUUUGUAUUUGUUAGCAAUGACAGUAGCAUAGCUAGCUAGUUUAUUUUGGCUAGUCAAUUGUAGUAACAGGCAAAUAGCAAGCAACAUUAACUGAUAGAAAAAAAUUGAAUUGAAAAACAUCUGUUUAGUCAUAUCCAUAGAGCACAAGCCACAACAUCAUUAUGGAUCAGAUUAGUUAGCUAGCUAACUUAGCCAGGGAUAAAGUACUGUAGUUAGCUUGUUCAGGUGUUCCCAAACUUUCUCCACUCAGGCCCCCCUUCCAGCAUUGGGUAACAUCCCGCGCCCCCUACGUUUAUUUUUAUGGGGACAAGCACUGUUUAUAAUAAUAUAAUAUAAUAAUAUGCCAUUUAGCAGACGCUUUUAUCCAAAGCGACUUACAGUCAUGCGUGCAUACAUUUUUUUUUUGUGUGUAUGGGUGGUCCCGGGGAUCGAACCCACUACCUUGGCGUUACAAGCGCCGUGCUCUACCAGCUGAGCUACAGAGGACAAACUGUUUACACCCCUCUUGUUGUCGGAGAGAAGGUUUUGCAUGUUUAAAGUUUAUUUCCUGCAAUUCUACACAUUUUGUCAUGGGAUGCAGAGAACAUUUUGCAGUUGCAUAGCUCAUUUUCUUGCAAUUCUAUACAUUUUGCCAUGUCUUUUUAUUGUAUUUAUUUCACCUUUAUUUAACCAGGUAAGCCAGUUGAGAACAAGUUCUCAUUUACAACUGCGACCUGGCCAAGAUGUGUAUUCAUGUGAUAUGAGUGACUCAAACAUUACAACAAAAUCUAUGGGCUAAAAAACCUAGCCAAAGAGCGUUAGCUGACAUGGGCUAGUUGAUCUGGACAUUUCUGACAAGUUAUAAAUAGCUCUCUGAAAACUGAUGAUGCACUUCCCAAUUUCGAAAUUGCACCUUGUGCAUUCUACUAUUACAACUUUCAAGAGUAAGUGGAAAGCCGGACUGAGUCCCCCCUGCGUUUGGGAAUCACUGAGCUAGUUAACUAGGUAGCUAGUUAUGUUAACUUUCUUAAAGAUGCUCUCUCAAGUGUUUGUAUAAUUUCAGCCAGUAAUUUUGAAAGUGGUACUCAUGAGCCAAAAGUGGUCCCAGUUUUGUGUACUACAUCAUCAUAUUGCGUACAUCCAUUUCUUAUGUUAUGUCCUGCACAUUUUAAAAAUCUAAGUUUGUUUAUUUUGCAAUUCAUAUAUGUUACGAAUCCAAUUCAUACUAUAUGUUACGAUUUUGUUGUGCUUAAGAUCCUGGAGUGCAUCUUUAAGUUAGUUCCACUAAGACAUCCUAUGAUAUUGAUUGUGUAAAUGUGCUGUUUUGACAGAAUAGGGAAAGUAGGCAACCAAAAGCGAGUAGUGGGUGUCCUCCUCGGCUCUUGGCAUAAGAAAAUCCUUGAUGUGUCCAACAGCUUUGCAGGUGAGUUCUUCUCUUUUCAUGUACUAAUAUAACGUGUUUGUUGCUCGUUUAUAACAUCCUUAUUAUAUUUGUGAUAGAACUAAAAUAAUAAUUAUGAUCACUGAACAUUUAGCUAUAUAGCUAUGCCUGUUGUUGGAUCCAAUAUUGAUUGUGUUUUUUUCUCCAGUGCCUUUUGAUGAGGAUGACAAGGAUGAUUCAGUGUGGUUCCUGGAUCAUGACUACUUGGAGAAUAUGUACAACAUGUUCAAGAAAGUCAAUGGUGAGACCACACACUAUACAUUAUUACAGUUUAACUAUAUAAAUUCAGUCUCAUCAACUUCUACAUAGUCUGGCUAUGAGAUUCUUAAACCUUUUCCUUCUCUUCUCUCCAGCCAGAGAGAGGAUAGUGGGCUGGUAUCACACAGGUCCUAAACUACAUAAGAAUGAUAUUGCCAUCAAUGAACUCAUCAAGCAAUACUGCACCAAUUCAGUAAGUGCUUUCCACCCAGUAAAUAUUCCACAUUAAUACCGGUAAGAAAUAUUUGUCUCAUCUCCUGUUGAAAUGAUUAAAUUGUAUUGAUAAUGCAGCAGAUAAUUAAUUGAACAUUGACUGUUUGUAUGGCACUUUCCCCCUCAGGUAUUAGUGAUCAUUGAUGUAAAGCCUAAGGACCUGGGCCUGCCUACAGAAGCCUACUUCUCUGUGGAGGAAAUACAUGACGUAAGUGGAGCAUAAUACAUGAUGUAAGUGGAGCAUAAUACAUGACGUAAGUGGAGCAUAAUACAUGACGUAAGUGGAGCAUAAUACAUGACGUAAGUGGAGCAUAAUACAUGACGUAAGUGGAGCAUAAUACAUGACGUAAGUGGAGCAUAGACUUGUUUGAGACUAAAUUACAAAAUAAGUCAAACCCUGGACCAGCCAACCCUGGGGGAUCUGUGCUGAUUUUGGACUGGGCAUACAAGUGAUCACUGUGAAAGAAAGGAAGACGUUUACUCUAAAAGGGUUCUUGUUUCUUCACUCUUCCAGGACGGCACCCCGACCUCCAAAACAUUUGAACAUGUGACCAGUGAGAUUGGAGCCGAGGAGGCAGAGGAGGUAGGCGUGGAGCACCUUCUCAGGUACACAUUAUUUUUUAACUGGACUUUGCAGACACAACACAUUUAAUGGAUUUUCAAUUACAGUUUCAUGCUUAACACCACACCGAACAGACUUGCACUAAUGUGGACUCUAAACUUGAUAUAUUCUACCCCAUCUACAGAGACAUCAAGGACACGACAGUGGGUACUCUGUCACAGCGCAUCACUAACCAGGUACAUGGCCUAAAGGGGCUCAACUCCAAGCUACUGGACAUCAGGUCUUACCUGGAGAGAGUGGCUGCAGGAAAGUUGCCCAUCAACCACCAAAUCAUCUACCACCUACAGGACAUAUUCAACCUGCUUCCUGAUGUCAACCUUCUGGUAAGCUGGGGUAUAGUAUGGGGGUGGUUUGUGUGGGAGCAAGGGAGCCGGGGGUGGCAGGCUUGGUAAUCAAUAUUAGCUUUUUUAUUUUGAAAGAGUACACAGACACAUUUUAGUUCUCAAAUCAAACAAAUUCACGUGGGUAUGAUCUACUACUUCAUUACAAUGAACAGAUAGUCUGGCUUUUUCCACCAGAUUUUCCCUGUUUAGUUAAUCAUAAUACACAAUGCCCUAAUCCUGCCACUUCUCCCUGAAGGAGUUCACAAAGGCCUUCUACCUGAAGACCAACGACCAGAUGCUGGUCGUCUACCUGGCGUCCCUCAUCCGCUCAGUGGUGGCUCUCCACAACCUCAUCAACAACAAGAUCUCCAACCGUGAUGCUGAGAGGAAGGAGGGACAGGAGAAGGAAGAGGGCAAGAAGGAGAAGAAAGAGGACAAGGAGAAGAAGGAAGAGAAGGAGAAAGGUGACGCCUCGUCCAAGAAAGAUGAGAAGAAGAAGAAAUGAGUGUGCACUAUUUGUGUGCGUCUUAAGUCAUACCCUAUUCCCCUGGAUAGUGCACUACUUUUGGCCUGAGCCACAUGCGUCUGUGUAUGGGUCUAGCUAAAAGUAGUGCUCUAUAUGGGGGUAUGGUGUCAUUUGAGACUUGCCCUUUGUCAUAACUGGAUCUGAAUAACUAUAGUGCUGAGGGUGACAGGGUGGUUGUGUGUUGGAUGUUCUCUACAAUGAGAACAUGUUUGUUCUGCACCGUCUGGGCUGUGUUCAGUAGGGCACAACGUUACGGAACCUCAGAUAGAAAUCCAUAUUGUAGAACAGACAUGCCUCUCUGACAUGUGAGGAAUCAGGUCAGCUCCAUUCUGGUAUUUCUAUCUACAACGUUCAGUAAAUUGCCCCCUCCUGAAUGUGACCCUGGUGUUGUGUGUGUAUAUAUAUAUAUACAUGGUUGCCUG
Messenger RNA from Coregonus sp. 'balchen', 4101 nucleotides. The record is from the annotation of a GenBank genome assembly. NCBI's taxonomy places the organism in Eukaryota, Metazoa, Chordata, Actinopteri, Salmoniformes, Salmonidae.